GACUCUAUGGUGCAGACAAGUUGUGAUUGUUUGUGAAGUGUGAACUAUUUUGUGAAUUUUAACGCUAAUGCUAUUAUCAAUAAGUUUUCUUGAACACUAAGAGAGAUCCAAGUCUUCGUGAGUAUUACAAUAUAAAAAAACAAUUCAUUCUUAACAAAAACAACACACGCCACCUCUUCCUCAAACCGAAUUGACGCUGUAAGUAAACUAAAUAUACAUAAGAUGUCUGAUACAAGUGACCUGGACCGUCAAAUAGAACAAUUGAAAAGAUGCGAGAUAAUAAUGGAGGCGGAGGUUAAGGCACUUUGUGCGAAAGCCCGCGAGAUUCUUGUCGAAGAAAGUAACGUGCAACGAGUAGACUCACCAGUUACGGUUUGUGGUGACAUUCAUGGACAAUUUUAUGACCUUAAAGAGUUAUUUAAAGUAGGUGGUGAUGUUCCCGAGACGAAUUACCUGUUUAUGGGUGAUUUUGUUGACAGAGGCUUUUAUUCAGUCGAAACUUUCUUACUAUUACUGGCAUUGAAGGUUCGUUAUCCAGACCGUAUAACACUGAUCCGUGGCAACCAUGAGUCACGUCAGAUCACACAAGUUUAUGGAUUCUACGAUGAAUGUUUAAGGAAAUAUGGUUCGAUUACUGUGUGGAGGUACUGUACAGAAAUCUUCGACUAUUUAUCUCUGUCAGCUAUAAUUGAUGGAAGGAUAUUCUGUGUGCACGGCGGUCUCAGUCCCUCCAUACAGACAUUAGAUCAGAUACGUACGAUAGAUCGUAAACAAGAAGUACCUCAUGAUGGACCAAUGUGUGAUUUAUUGUGGAGCGACCCUGAAGAUACUCAGGGGUGGGGUGUGUCGCCGCGUGGCGCGGGCUACCUGUUUGGGUCGGACGUGGUAGCACAGUUCAAUGUAUCCAAUGACAUCGACAUGAUCUGUCGCGCGCACCAGCUCGUCAUGGAGGGCUACAAGUGGCACUUCAAUGAGACCGUGCUCACAGUCUGGUCCGCACCUAAUUAUUGUUACAGAUGUGGCAAUGUAGCGGCUAUCCUAGAACUGAAUGAGAACCUCCAGCGAGAGUUCACAAUAUUCGAGGCAGCUCCGCAGGAAUCUCGAGGUGUGCCUUCGAAGAAACCUCAGGCGGAUUACUUUUUAUAAUGUUUAAUAGACAAUUGAAGCCGGACGUAUCCAUGUAGUGAUAAAACAAUUUAACGUGUUUAGUGAAUGAAUGAGUGCUUAAGACCAAUGUGAAUGAUUUCUGUGUAAUGUAAGGAUAAUGGUUUUUAUAUGAUGUGUCUGAAAUAUUCAAUUGGAAUUUAGAUUAAAUGAUUUUUAAGAAUUUGCAAGUUAUAAACUAAUUGGAAGUAAUGCUCAAAAUUUAUUUUAAAUUUUCAUGUACAGUUCCCUUCGCUGUCGGUGAAGCAUCUUGAAAACUGAUUGUAUAAACAUUUUGUACAUCCCUAAUUUAAAAGGUAGAAAUAAUUUAAAAAACAAAAUGCGUUUGUACAAAGAAUUGUAUAAAUAAAAUGUACUUACAGUAAAUAUUUCAGUGUACAUCAUAUAAGAAUUCAUUAUUAGAAUUAUUCUGUUUUUUUAACAAAUAGCUAUGCAAUCUAAAUCUUAUUUCUCUACCAUUCAUAUGAUUUUGAUCGUUUUGAUGUGAAAAAUAAUUAGCAAUAAACAUUUUCAAGCACUACGUUAGGAUAACAGUAGAAUUCCACUGCAGUGAUUAAACACAUAUUGUCUCUAUUUUGUUAAAGAGAAGGAAAAAGAUGGCAAUACGGUCACUGCAGUAGUUUUGUACUGUAUUUGCACGGUUAUUAAUGUAGUGUAUAGUGAAAGACAUUUAAGUAGAAUCAUACAGUUAAAUCCCUUUUCCACAAAGCGAUCAGUCGCACCACAAUUCCGCCAGUGAAAAUUUGACAAACUGCAAUGGUUAUAACAAUGAUGGGAUCUGGAUAAAUCGAUGUAUAGUCGCGGAAAUACACAGUGUUUCAUUUGUCCUUUAUUACAAAAUAAUUAGGAUAAUAAUAAUAAAACAAUUAACCGUGUAACAUGACCAUAUUUUCUUCGUACAGAAACAUUUUAAAGUUGACUUUCUAUUGGUUAUUGUUUCGCGUUGUCUCAAUGCGUACAAAACAUUGGAUACUUUUAAAUCAGUACACCGCCAGAUUUCCUAAUUGUACUUACAGUUUUGACAUACCGAUUUUAUUUGACAUUUUCAUGGCAAGGGACUCUUAAUUCACGUUCUACUUAAUGUCUUUUACUAUUUUUGAAUGUCAUUAAAAUAAUUGUAUAUUUCAUAAUUAGAAUAAGUAAAAUGAUUUAACGAUAUACAAUUCACUGCCGUUAUAUUAGAAAAUAACGUAAUUAUUGAUGUUUUCAAAUAUCUUGUCGGAAUA
This is a messenger RNA of Papilio polytes (common Mormon), 2390 nucleotides long. RefSeq names its product serine/threonine-protein phosphatase 4 catalytic subunit (gene Pp4-19C). The transcript is spliced from 7 exons. Gene Ontology annotation, molecular function: protein serine/threonine phosphatase activity. Bases 223 to 1146 code for a protein of 307 amino acids. Gene Ontology annotation, cellular component: cytoplasm; nucleus. NCBI's taxonomy places the organism in Eukaryota, Metazoa, Arthropoda, Insecta, Lepidoptera, Papilionidae. The record is from RefSeq and is a predicted model, not a curated record. Gene Ontology annotation, biological process: double-strand break repair via homologous recombination; peptidyl-serine dephosphorylation.